AUGAUUAGCAUAGUCAACGAGAUCUUAAACAAGCAUGACUACAACAUGAUUAGUUAUAUCUCUAAGGGAUCAUUCGGAUCCUGCUACCUCGUCUAUAGCAAGAAGUACAAAAUGCAAUUUGUUUGCAAAGUCUCAUCAUGGCAUACAUUCGAUGGAAUCAACAAGCAAUCAUUUGAUAGAGAAGUUAAGGCCCUCACAUCCUUAAAUCAUCCAAAUAUUGUUAGAGUUUAUGAUGUCUUCACAGGUUUGAACUACUUAUUCCUUAUUCUUGAGUUCUGCAGUGGUGGAAGCCUCUUAGAUCUUAUCAAUUCUGGUAAGAGAAUCCCAGAAGCUGACGUUAUUAAGUACUCCCGUCAAAUUUGCGACGCUCUCUCCUUCAUGCACGAAAAAGGUUUCGCUCAUUGCGAUAUCAAACUCUCAAAUGUACUCAUCAAUGAUUUUGGCAGAGCCAAACUCUGCGAUUUCGGCCUUACUCAGUUCAUCAAUCAAAAAACCGUUGAAGUUUCUGAGGAAAACGAUGACGAAUGCUCUUCAGAAUCCUCUUCUAAAUCAUCACAGGUUGCCGGAACACUUAAUUUCAUGGCACCAGAGGUCAUGAUGCAGCAACCAUAUGAUCCAUUCAAAGCUGACGUCUGGUCAUUCGGUGUUACAUUAUAUUGCCUUGCCACAGGUCGCCUUCCAUUCCGCACAACAAGCUACGAAGUUCUUGUUUCUGACUACAAGAGAGGUCUCGAUACUCGUCGUAUCAGCAACAACGACUUAAAGGAAAUCAUAACGAUGUGCCUCGAAUUCAGCCCAGAGGUUCGCCCAACAAUGAAGCUUGUUAUGAAGAAGGUUUCCCAGCGUUUCCAUGAAGCAGCUUCAAUGAAGCCAAAGGCUUUCUCUGUUCUUGGAAAUGUUGCUCGUGCUCAGCUCAUCAAUGGAAACAGAAGACUUAGAAAUGCUCCAAAGACUAUUCUUUUAUAA
Messenger RNA from Trichomonas vaginalis G3, 966 nucleotides. Its product is annotated as protein kinase protein. NCBI's taxonomy places the organism in Eukaryota, Parabasalia, Trichomonadida, Trichomonadidae. The transcript has a single exon. Bases 1 to 966 code for a protein of 321 amino acids. Gene Ontology annotation, biological process: protein phosphorylation. The record is from RefSeq and is a predicted model, not a curated record. Gene Ontology annotation, molecular function: ATP binding; protein kinase activity.